CUUGGGGGCACCCGAAGCCUGAAUGAGGACGAGCGACAACGCGACGACCGAACAGAGGCCAAGCUAGGGCAUACAGCAAGCAAAGUGCUAGAGGAUGCCCAGGAUUUGCAUGUUCUGGCGGAUUAGACAACAUGUUCUUCGGAAAGAAUGUUCCAUUCGAUCCUGCAGUGCAGGGAAAGCCUGGAAUAAUGAUAUUGACAGGCUAAGAAAGGCCCGAUCUUUCUCGUCCCUGUCGCAGCUGGCUUUUCCACAGCCGACCAUCAUUCUCUUUCUCUCUGGGAUCCUCCCUGAACCUUUCGCUUCGGCCGCGGGUGUCCGUACAAAGUUCUUGGUGGAGAAGUUGGCUCAAACAAGAGGUGUCCAAGCGGUACACUAUGGAACAGGAGCUAAAGUCACCGAACGUAGCAAUACCCAGAGGGAACUGGAAGCACUGGGGGUUUGCUUUCACCAGGUCCCUCCCAACGAUUCUCAACUAAUGCAGCAAUUCUUGACCCAAUCAGGAUGCCAUCAAGCAGAUGCAAAUGUACUGGUGGUCUUUGAUAGAUUCUACUCGGAAGAAUACUAUUCCUUCCAAAUCCACAGUCAAUGCCCUCAAGCAACCAUGGUGCUAGAUAUGCAAGACAUGCAUGCAUUGCGGUGGCAUCGUCAGUCCAUCAUUGAGCAGCAGGAUCAAGACAAGGAAGAAGGAAACGAUCACGAUUUUCUGACGGGCUUGCCAGUCGACACGAACUCGUUUCCACUGGCAAGUGAUGAAAAGCUGCAGCGAGAGCUGGCUAGCAUCCAUCGGUCCGACUUGACAUUGGUCUGCUCUCGCGUGGAAAUGGAAGCACUUCAGCAAGUCUACCAAAUUCCACAGUACAAAUUGUGCUUGGCUUCCUUUUUUAUGGACAACAAUGCGUUACUGAGAAUGACCAACCCGCUCGACUUUGACGACAGAAAGGACUUUUGUUUUAUUGGUGGAUUCCGACACGACCCCAAUGUGGAUGCUGUCUGGCAAAUGAAGCGUCUGUGGCCCCGAAUACAAACGGCACUAUCAGCCAAUGACGACAACAACAAAAAUGCAAAUUUUCAUGUCUAUGGGCCCUUUUGUCCCCGCUCUGUCCGAGACCAAUGCCACGAUCCAGGGGCCGGAUUUCACAUUCAUGGGUUUGCCGACCAGCCGGUAGGAGACAUUUUGAGCCAUCACAGGGGACUGUUGGCGCCGCUUCGAUACGGGGCUGGGAUCAAGGGCAAGAUACUCGAUGCAUGGACGGUUGGGACUCCCGUGGUGACGACUCCAAUCGGAAGCGAAGGAAUUGGUGCCAAUAAUAUAGCCUGGGGGGGCGCGGUAGCCCAUGGUUCCCAGGAAUUUGUGGAUGCGGCAGUCUCAUUGCACACGGAUGAAAGAACGUGGCGUCAAGCAGGGGACAGAGGACAUGCCAUCCUAGCAGAACAGUUUGGCAUUCACAACUGGGAUUCCGUAGUGGCCAGUCUCAUCGACGUCGUGAGGAACAAAGGGGCAAGGCGGCAAGGAGACUAUAUGAGAGGUGUCUUGUGGCAGCAAACACUGAGAAGCACAGAGUUUUUCUCCAGAUGGAUUGAGGAAAAGAACAAAAAAUGACCGACGUCUUGCUUGGAUCGUGGCAAAGACAUGGUUGGUAAAUCACUGUACGCGAGGAUCACUCCGCUGCCCUGGAUAUAGGCAUCCUUCCCCGUCCUGAGACAGACUUGCUGCAUUCUGUGAUGAUCAGUUACCAUACUUCAGGUUGUGUAAUUGUGGACUUUGGGCUUAGCUAGAGUAUUCAAGGAAAGCUUCUGCUAGCGAUAACAUCACAAGAUAAAUCCAUGAGUUGCAAAUGC
Seminavis robusta is the source of this 1839-nucleotide messenger RNA. NCBI's taxonomy places the organism in Eukaryota, Bacillariophyta, Bacillariophyceae, Naviculales, Naviculaceae. The record is from the annotation of a GenBank genome assembly.